Suncus etruscus (white-toothed pygmy shrew) is the source of this 3914-nucleotide messenger RNA. RefSeq names its product insulin receptor substrate 2 (gene IRS2). Gene Ontology annotation, molecular function: insulin receptor binding; phosphatidylinositol 3-kinase binding. The record is from RefSeq and is a predicted model, not a curated record. The transcript has 2 exons. Gene Ontology annotation, cellular component: plasma membrane; cytosol. Gene Ontology annotation, biological process: insulin receptor signaling pathway. NCBI's taxonomy places the organism in Eukaryota, Metazoa, Chordata, Mammalia, Eulipotyphla, Soricidae. Bases 1 to 3810 code for a protein of 1269 amino acids.
AUGGCGAGCCCGCCGCGGCACGGAGCGCCGGGGCUCCCGGGCAGCCCGAGCCACAACCACAACCACAACCACAACAACAACAACAACAACAACAGCGGCGUGCGCAAGUGCGGGUACCUGCGCAAGCAGAAGCACGGCCACAAGCGCUUCUUCGUGCUGCGGGGACCCGGCGCGGCCGUUGGAGACGAGCAGCAGCAGCCUCCGCAGCCCCAGCAGCAGCAGCCGCAGCAGCCCCCCAGGCUCGAGUACUACGAGAGCGAGAAGAAGUGGCGCAGCAAGGCGGGCGCGCCCAAGCGGGUCAUCGCCCUCGACUGCUGCCUGAACAUCAACAAGCGCGCCGACGCCAAGCACAAAUACCUCAUCGCCCUGUACACGCGCGACGAGUACUUCGCCGUGGCGGCCGACAGCGAGCAGGAGCAGGACGGCUGGUACCGGGCCCUCACCGAGCUGGUGAGCGAGGGCCGCGCUGCCCAGGCCGCCGCCGCCGCCGCCGCCGCCAACGACGCGCCCCGGGCCGCCCUGGCCGCGUCCUGCAGCGCGUCCCUGCCCGGCGCCUUGGGCAGCUCGUCCGCCGCGGCCUCCGCGGGCGCCGAGGACGCCUACGGGCCCGGGGGCGCGCCCGGCGCGGCGGCCGCCUACCGCGAGGUGUGGCAGGUGAACCUGAAGCCCAAGGGCCUCGGCCAGACCAAGAACCUCACCGGCGUGUACCGCCUGUGCCUGUCGGCGCGCACCGUGGGCUUCGUGAAGCUCAACUGCGAGCAGCCGUCCGUCACGCUGCAGCUGAUGAACAUCCGCCGCUGCGGACACUCGGACAGCUUCUUCUUCAUCGAGGUGGGCCGCUCGGCCGUCACGGGCCCCGGCGAGCUGUGGAUGCAGGCGGACGACUCGGUGGUGGCCCAGCACAUCCACGAGACCAUCCUGGAGGCCAUGAAGGCGCUCAAGGAGCUCUUCGAGUUCCGCCCGCGCAGCAAGAGCCAGUCCUCGGCCACGCACCCCAUCAGCGUGCCCGGGGCGCGCCGCCACCACCACCACCACCUGGUCCAGCUGCCCCCGAGCCAGACGGGCCUGGUGCGCCGCUCGCGCACCGACAGCCUGGCGGCCACGCCGCCGGCCGCCAAGUGCGCGUCGUGCCGGGCGCGCACGGCCAGCGAGGGCGAAAGCGGGGCGGCGGCGGGGACCCCGGCGGGGACCCCCGCGGGCCGGCCCGUGUCGGUGGCCGGGAGUCCCCUGAGCCCCGGCCCGGCGCGCGCGCCCCUGAGCCGCUCGCACACGCUGGGAGGAGGUGGCCGCGCCGCCGCCAAGGGGGCCCUGCUGCCCGCAGGUGGCGCGCUCCAGCACAGCCGCUCCAUGUCCAUGCCCGUGGCGCACUCGCCCCCCGCGGCCACCAGCCCCGGCGCGGGCAGCCUGCCGUCCGGCGGCGGCGGCGGCGGCGGCCACGGCUCGGCCUCGGCGCACCCCGCGGCGCCGCGCCCCUCCAGCGGCAGCGCCUCGGCGUCGGGCUCCCCCAGCGACCCGGGCUUCAUGUCCCUGGACGAGUCCGGGUCCAGCCCCGGGGACCCGCGCUCCUUCUGCGGCCACCGGAGCAACACGCCCGACGGCAUGGCCGAGACCCCGCCGGCCCGGGAUGGCCCCGGAGGCGCCGGCGGGGAGCUCUACGGCGGCUACAUGGCCAUGGACCGGCCCCCCAGCCACUGCGGCCGCCCCUACCGUCGCGUGUCCGGCGACGCGCCGGACCUGGAGCGGGGCCUGCGCCACAGGACCUACUCGCUGACCACCCCCGCGCGCCAGCGCCCCGCGCCGCAGCCCGCCUCGGGCUCGCUGGACGAGUACACGCUCAUGCGCGCCACCUUCGCGGGCAGCCACGGCCGCCCGUGUCCGUCCUGCCCCGUGGCGUCCUCGCCCAAGGUGGCCUACCACCCCUACCCGGACGACCACGGCGACGUCGAGAUCGCCUCGCAGCGCAGCUCGAGCGGCCACCUGGGCCCUGACGACGGCUACGUGCCCAUGACGCCCGGAGCCGUGCUGCGGGGCCCCGCGACGGCCCGGAGCGGCCGGCGAGGCGAUGAGUACAUGCCCAUGAGCCCGACCAGCGUGUCCGCCCCGCAACAGAUCCUGAAGCCGCGCGGGGCCACCGUGGGCCCGCUGGGGCCUGCGUCCAACGCCUCCACGCCGUCCAGCUUGGCGGCCGUGCUCAGGGGCUUCCCUGGCAAGGCGGGUUCGCCCGUGGGCAGCUCCCCCGAGGACAGCGGCUACAUGCGCAUGUGGAGUGGCCCCAAGGUGCCGGCGGAGGCCCCCGACGCCCGGCUUCUGUCCAGCGAUUACCUCAACAUGUCCCCCAGCGACGCCGGCCCUGCGGGCACGCCGCCGGACUUCUUCUCAGUGUCCGGGUAUGGCCACAUGCACGGCCACGGCCACGCCGACGGCUGCCCCAGCUCCCUGCCGCGCGCCUACAAGGACCACGACCACUAUGUCCUCAUGAGCUCGCCCGUGGGCCGCAUCCUAGAGGAGGAGAGGCCCGAGCCUGUCCCCGCGCCUUCCCCCGUGGCCGCGCGCCCCGAGGGCCUGGCCGUGCCGCGCAGCCGCGCCGUGCGCCCCACACGCCUGUCCCUGGACAGCCUCCAGACCCUCCCCUGCAUGCACGAGUCCCCGCUGCCCCCCGAGCCCCAGAGCCCCGGCGAGUACAUCAACAUCGACUUCGGCGAGGCCGGGGCGCGCCUGCUGGGCUCGGCCACCUCGUCGUCCUCGCUGCUGUCCGCUGGCAGUCCAGCUUCGUCGCUGGGCUCCGGCACACCUGGAACCAGCAGCGACAGCCGCCAGCGCUCCCCGCUGUCCGACUACAUGAACCUGGACUUCAGCUCCCCCAGGCCGGGCCCCGCGGGCACCGCGCUCCCUCUAGGCUCCCUGGACGGGCCGCUGUCCACGCACCCGGCCGCCCCGUCCGUGGCAGCAAGGGCAGCGGUGCCUCCAGUGCCUCGACCGCCCUCCCACGGGGAGCUGUACCACCAGCCAGGAGCCGCGCCCACCGCUGCCCAGGGUCGCGGCGCUGCCACCUUGGGCUCGGCCUCGGCCACCGACAGCGACUACACCGAGAUGGCCUUCGGCGUGGCCGCCACGUCCCCGCAGCCCAUCGCCGCGCCGCCCAAGCCCGAGGGCCCGCGCCUGGGCAGCCCCACGUCGGGCGUGAAGCGUCUGAGCCUCAUGGAGCAGGUGUCGGGGCUCGAGGCCUUCCUGCAGGUCAGCCAGCCUGCGGACCCACACCGAGGCGCCAAGGUCAUCCGCGCGGACCCACAGGGUGGCCGUCGGCGCCACAGCUCCGAGACUUUCUCGUCCACCACCACUGUGACCCCCGUGUCCCCAUCCUUCGCGCACACGCCCAAGCGCCACAACUCGGCCUCGGUGGAGAACGUGUCUCUCCGGAAGAGCAGCGAAGGGGCGCUGGGCGGGAGCAGCGGUGCCCUCGGGGUGGCCCACGACGCCCCCGCGUCGCCCCGGCACCAGCAGCCGUCGCUGGCGCCGGCCGCGAGGCCCUGGACAGCGAGCCCCGUGGGGGGCCUGGUGGGCGGCCCCAUGCGCAGGGAGACCUCAGCCGGCUUUCAGAACGGCCUCAACUACAUCGCCAUCGACGUGCGCGACCAGCUGCCCCCGGACAAGGGCGCCUGGGGCCGGACCCGCAGCCUGGGGGGCCUCAUCGGAGCCGUAGGCGGCGGCGGCGGGAGCGUGUGUGGGGGCCCGGGCCCUGCGCCCAACACCUACGCCAGCAUCGACUUCCUGUCCCAUCAUCUGAAGGAGGCGGCCGUGGUGAAAGAGUAACCAUGGUUGGCUGGACCCUGGGCCACACCCCAGAGAGAAUCUUCACAGGACGUCCGGCCACCACACUGCUCACUUUCUCCCAGGGUCCCCUGGACGCCCACAGG